AUGUCGACAUCCGAGCAUCCUGAGGCGCCUUCAGCUCUGCCAAAAGUUAAUUCAGCUGAGUCCUAUACUUACGACAACCUCACGGGGUGGAAGAGCGUACGUAUCCUUCGCAUCGGAAGGGGGAUGUAUCACGAUGUCCGGAGGCGUCUUCCCUAUUACUGGAGUGAUAUCCGCGAUGCGUGGACGUAUAGAACUGUCGCCAGUAUCAUUCGCAUGUACUUUGUGAAUAUUCUCCCGGCUAUAGCGUAUACACUGGAUAUGUACCGAAGAACUGGGCAAUUUUAUGGUAUUAACGAAGCGCUCUUCUCAUCCGCCCUGGCAGCGAUGGUAUUCAGCAUCCUUGCAGUGCAGCCUCUAACCAUCGUCGGUAUCACGGGGUUGAUCUCUCUGUUCAACUACACCAUAUAUGACAUUAUCAAGAUCUAUGAGCCCUCUAUCUACCCCCAAUUUAUGUGUUGGGUGGGUAUCUGGGGCGCCAUAUUCCACUGGAUUGUUGCUUUGUGCAACAUAUGCGACUACAUGCGCUACGUCACGGAUUUCUCGAGUGAAGCAUUCGGCUUCUAUGUCGGAACGAUUUAUAUUAGCAAGGGUGUGCAGGAACUAAUCAGCGAGUUCACUAGCAACAGUUAUACCGCUGGCUUUAUGAGUUGCAUGAUCGCAAUACUCUAUUUCUUGACAAUCUACAGCCUGGAGACUAUUGGAUCGAGUACCAUCUGGAGACCUGCUUUCCGGGGUUUGCUGGCGGAUUAUGCAUACGUGGUAGGGACAAUUUUCUGGGUGGGGUUUUCGCACAUCCCUGGUCCGCUCAAAGCAGCAGAUAUAUCCCGUGUCCCUAUCAGCAAAGCCUUUUUCCCGACACAGCCGCGAGGCUGGCUGAUUCACUUUUGGGAACUGGACGCCAAAUGGAUUUUUGUGGCGCUGCCGUUUGGAUUUCUGGUCAUGCUGCUCUUCUACUAUGAUCAUAACGUCAGUAGCCUGACGGCACAAGCGCGGCAAUUUCCAUUGAAGAAGCCUGCUGGAUUCCAUUGGGACUUUUUCCUUCUCGGAUGCACCACCUUUAUUUCGGGCAUUAUUGGUAUUCCUUUUCCUAACGGAUUGGUACCGCAGGCACCCGUACACACAGAUUCAUUGACCAUCUAUGAAACGGAUCUCCACAUUGUGUCAACUGAGGAAGGAGAGGGGGCCGAGAUCCGCCGUUCGAUAGUCAAGGCAACUGCAGUGGUAGAACAACGCAUAUCGCAUUUCGUCAUGGGGCUGGCUAUUAUUGGCACUAUGACGGGCCCCCUCCUAAUCGUUCUCCAUACUAUGCCUGCUGCGGUAUUCGCAGGAGUUUUUUUCAUUGUGGGAUGGGGCUCUAUUGGAUCUAGCGGCAUCAUGCAAAAAGCGGUUUACCUCAUUCGGGAGGACCGUUUUGUGCAACGUGACGAACCUCUUCUGAAAGUGCAGAACCGCAAGAUCCUACUGUGGAUUGCGUGCCAGCUCAUUGGGGUUGCAGCCUGCGUCGCCAUCUCCGAGACAAUCGCUGCUAUUGGUUUCCCUGUGUUGAUCAUCGCUCUAAUACCAUUUCGGGUGUGGAUCAUUCCUAAAUGGUUUUCUGGGGAUGAAAUAGGUGUACUGGACGAUAUGACGGCCGACAAUAAAGCCGUUCUAGCCAGUCUCGGCGGAUCACCGAAAUUCCCCGGAGAGGAGCGUCUGCGGGACUACGGAAUUGAGCGCCGGUACUCGGAGCAGAAGAGGGGAAUCAGCAGACAAAGAGCUGGCAGUGUACAUCGCUAA
This is a messenger RNA of Penicillium antarcticum, 1776 nucleotides long. Its product is annotated as anion exchange family protein. Gene Ontology annotation, biological process: monoatomic anion transport; transmembrane transport; borate transport. Gene Ontology annotation, cellular component: plasma membrane. Bases 1 to 1776 code for a protein of 591 amino acids. The record is from RefSeq and is a predicted model, not a curated record. NCBI's taxonomy places the organism in Eukaryota, Fungi, Ascomycota, Eurotiomycetes, Eurotiales, Aspergillaceae. The transcript has 7 exons. Gene Ontology annotation, molecular function: solute:inorganic anion antiporter activity.